This is a messenger RNA of Corylus avellana, 1599 nucleotides long. RefSeq names its product labd-13Z-ene-9,15,16-triol synthase, chloroplastic-like. The record is from RefSeq and is a predicted model, not a curated record. Lineage: Eukaryota; Viridiplantae; Streptophyta; Magnoliopsida; Fagales; Betulaceae. Gene Ontology annotation, molecular function: heme binding; iron ion binding; oxidoreductase activity, acting on paired donors, with incorporation or reduction of molecular oxygen.
AUGUCGAACACUAUUUCUGCCAUGCGGUCGUGGUGGUGGUGGUGGGUUGCAGAGGACCAGAAACACGAUGGUUCAAGAGCAACUCUCACUGCUUUUGUCUCUAUAUUUGCAGUGUUCUGGUUCCUACGGGCAAUCAUGAAAUCGACAAAAGUUGUCCCUCCCCUGCCACCAGGCCCCCGUGGCUUGCCACUAGUCGGCUACCUCCCCUUUCUAGGUACAGAGCUCCAUAGGAAAUUUGAGGAACUGGCAAUUUCCUAUGGCCCCAUCUACAAGCUUUGGCUUGGGCAAAAAUUGUGCGUAGUGGUUAGCUCACCAUCGCUGGUGAAAGAGGUGGUUCGUGACCAGGACAGAGUGUUUGCCAACCGCGACCCGCCCAUAGCCGGCCUGGCUGCCUCAUAUGGGGGAGGUGAUAUUGCGUUUGCACCAUAUGGGGAUGAUUGGAAGAAGUUGCGCAAGAUAUUUGUACGGGAGAUGCUAAGUGGUGCAAAUCUUGAUGGCUCUCAAACUCUACUCAGAGAAGAGGUUAGAAAAUCUAUUAGAAAUGUGUAUGAGAAAAGUGGCAGCCCCAUCGAUCUUGGGGAAUUGGCAUUUUUGACUGUCAUCAACUCCACGAUUAACAUGUUGUGGGGUGGCACGCUGCGAGGGGAGGAAGGGGCAGCUGUUGGGGCUCAGUUUAAGAGUGUGUUGGCAGAGCAAAUGGUGCUGUUUGGGAAACCAAAUGUUUCUGACUUUUUCCCUCUGCUUGCGAGGUUUGAUUUGCAAGGGAUUGAGAGGCAAGCAAAGAGGAAUUCCCUGUGGCUUGAAAGCAUUAUUGAUUCUGUCAUUGAAAAACGGAUGAAUAUGGCUAAGGAAGAGAAAGAAGGGGUAGAAGAAAGGAAGGACUUCUUGCAAAUUCUCUUGGAGAUAAGGGAUCAUCAAGUUGACGCUGCAAAAUCAAUAAGCAUGAACCAACUCAAGGCCUUGCUUCUGGACGUAGUGGUGGGUGGAUCGGACACCACAACAACCAUGGUGGAAUGGGUGAUGGCGGAGCUGCUGCAAUGUCCGGCGGCAAUGAGAAAAGUGAAUGAAGAAUUAACAGAUAUUGUGGGGGUGGAUAGCUUAGUAGAAGACACCCAUUUGCCCAAAUUACACUAUCUAGAUGCUGUCAUCAAAGAGGCUCUCCGUUUGCACCCAGCCCUCCCUUUCCUAGUACCCCGUUGUCCAGGCCAAUCUAGCACCAUUGGAGGGUACUGGGUACCCAAAGGAACUAGGGUAUUCCUAAAUGUUUGGGGUAUACAUAGGGACCCAAAGAUUUGGAAAAAUCCCUUGGAAUUUCAACCGGAAAGGUUCCUGAGUGAUCAAAGCAAACUGGAUUACUCGGGAAACAAUUUUAAUUAUUUUCCGUUUGGAUCCGGGAGAAGAAUAUGCGCAGGGAUUCCACUAGCAGAAAGGUCUCUAUUGUACGUGCUAGCUUCGUUUUUGCACUCGUAUGAGUGGAAGUUGCCACAUGGCACCGAGCUUAAUCUUGCAGACAAAUUCGGUAUUGUUACUAAGAAAGCAAAUCCAACGCUUGCAAUUCCAACACCAAGGUUGUCUAAACCUGAGCUCUACACACAAUAA